Aegilops tauschii subsp. strangulata is the source of this 1812-nucleotide messenger RNA. RefSeq lists its product as uncharacterized. Lineage: Eukaryota; Viridiplantae; Streptophyta; Magnoliopsida; Poales; Poaceae. The record is from RefSeq and is a predicted model, not a curated record. Gene Ontology annotation, molecular function: protein binding.
CAAUCUCCCCCCCAAUCCCGACCAUGGAGUCGCCGCCGCUCAAGCUCAACGUCGCCCGAGAUGAGGACAGGAUCAGCGAUCUCCCCGACGAACUCCUCCUCCGAAUCCUCGCGCGCCUCGACCUGCGUGACGCGGUCCGCGCCGGCGCAGCCUCCACGCGGUGGCGCCACCUCCCUCACCAGCUCUCGGUCCUGCUGCUCGGCGUCAGCCGCUUCCGCCGAGCCACGCUGGUCGAGAGCAUGGACGCCUUCGCGGCCGCUUUGCUCUCCGUAUGUCCUCCGGCCGAGCGCAGCUGCGAAUGCCAGCGCAGCCAUGCCAUCAAGGCGCUCGCCCUCUGCUUCUACCUGUCGGCCCCUCACCUCAGCUCCAUCGGCCGCGCCCUCGAGGAUGUCGUCAGCCGUGGCAAGACCAAAUGGAUCGAAUUUCGAAUAUCUCCACCGCCAGGGGACAACACUGCCCCGGAGCUCACCGAGUUCGGGCAGCAAUUCAUGUCCUUCUGCCGUGCCUACCAGGUCGCCUUCCGGUGGCUCACGAGUCUUACACUCGAAAACCUUGCAUUCGGGGACUCUGACGUCACCGACCUCAUUAGCAAUUGCGUUAAGCUUGAGAGCCUCGCCCUGAGAGCCUGCCGGAUGGUCAAUUUUGAGCACUCUGUGCUGAAGAUUGACACACCGUGUUCUGGGCUACAGGAGCUCAAUCUAGUGCACUUUGUGUGCAAGCGGAUUCAGCUCAUCUCCGUCCCUAAGCUUAGGCAAGCUUCGUGCCUUAUUUGGCGCUUCGAGAACCCUCCGGUGCGCCUUGACUAUGUUCCCGACCUUAGACAUGUGGCCAUCGCUUGUCUUCGGACUCAUCCCAAGGCGCCAUUCAAGCUGAGUGAGUGCCUGUCAAGAAGUGCACUGAACCUGUCUGAACUGCAUCUCAAUUUUUUCCACCAAAUGAUAUGGAUUCAGCCGGAACAUCCGAAGCAGCUCACUGCUAUAUUCAGAAAUCUGUCCAAUGCGUCCCUUUCUGGUAUCUUCCCUGAGUGUGAUCUGAGCUGGACUCUUUUUAUCCUUGAAGCUGCACCUGCCCUGCAGAAGUUUGGAUUAUCUCGAACUCGGCAUGCAUGUGCCAAUGCGUGGGACAAUAAUGCCGAGAAGACCAACGUGGUGUGGGACCCAUCGAAGGAUUUGAAGCACAUGAACUUGAAGUCGCUGAUGAUAGACGGGUUCGAGGAGGAAGACAAGGUGGCAGCCUAUAUAUGGCUAGUCGUGGAACAACAAGCUGUGGGGUUGAAGAGAAUCGAGUUGCGUGGUGAAGUCCCAUGCAAGGAAUGCGAUGCCAUUGACCCGAGGAGAUCCCAGGUGGAUGAAGCUCGCAGGCAUCGCUUCAAGGAGCGACUCACACAUGGAUCCUCCUCGUCCGUGCAGAUAAUAAUGCGCUGACUAAUAUGGUCAAGGAAUGCUAUGUCGUCUCACUGUUGCUGGAGUGAUGAUUGUGUAUGUGGCGCGCCCAGUAGUAAUUGAAAUUUCUAGGUACUGAACUACUGAUGCCUGAGAAUACUUGAUUGGUGUGGACCUCGCACUGUAGUACGUAGCUAAAUUAUGUGUGUACCGGAGUCUGGAUGCAUGCUUUUCUAUUUAUUUAGUACUUGCCUGCUCUAUGUUGAUAUGUUCACCUGCGGGAGGCAUCACUCAAAUUCCUUCACUCUUCUUAGGAAACCUUAUAUGUUUAUAGACCCGCCUUUCUGAAUUUGUGUUGUUAACAUCAACACUGACUGAAGCAGUUAAGGCUGACCAUGACGUGGUAGAGAAUUGCAUCUUGUCUGGAAAA